Cyprinodon variegatus (sheepshead minnow) is the source of this 1510-nucleotide messenger RNA. It is a transcript of the gene aldh8a1, whose product is annotated as aldehyde dehydrogenase 8 family member A1. The transcript has 6 exons. Gene Ontology annotation, biological process: retinoic acid metabolic process. NCBI's taxonomy places the organism in Eukaryota, Metazoa, Chordata, Actinopteri, Cyprinodontiformes, Cyprinodontidae. The record is from RefSeq and is a predicted model, not a curated record. Gene Ontology annotation, molecular function: retinal dehydrogenase (NAD+) activity. Bases 143 to 1510 code for a protein of 455 amino acids.
UUAUGAGAGAGGAGGCUGCUUUGUGGGACGGUCAGUUCAACACCUGCUUUACUUAAGCUUGCUUCUGGGCUCUGGUCGGUAGCAGCGGCUGUCAUUUUUACAGUUUCUCUUAUUAGUUUUGAGGUUUUCCUUAACUACAACCAUGCCAAAAAGCUCAGAAAAGCAUUCCUAUCUGGUUCUGGAGAACUAUAUUGGAGGAAAGUUCAUCUCCGGUAAAAGUCAUAUCGACUCCUACAACCCUUCCACCGGUGAGGUCUACUGUAAGGUACCAGACAGUGGUAAGGAGGAGGUAAGGUGUCACAAAGUUUAUGAUUUCUUAAUGGUUCUGACAUGGAAAACUGUGAUGUUGGCUCGGACUGUGGACAUACCCAGGUCUGUGUACAACUUCCGCUUCUUUGCAUCAUCUGUGCUCCACCACACCACCGACUGCAGCCAGAUGGACCACAUGGGCUGCUUGAACUACACUGUACGCUGUCAAGUCGGAGUUGCUGGCUUGAUUAGUCCCUGGAACCUUCCUCUGUACCUGCUUACUUGGAAAAUUGCUCCAGCGAUUGCCAUGGGUAACACUGUGGUGGCCAAACCAAGUGAGAUGACCUCUGUGACUGCAUGGAUGAUGUGCAAACUCUUCGAGGAAGCUGGUGUCCCUCCAGGUGUGGUCAACAUCGUGUUUGGCACUGGUCCAAAAGCAGGAGACGCUCUUGUUGCACACCCAGAUGUGCCGCUGAUCUCCUUCACUGGCUCUACUGGAACUGCCCAACGCAUCACAGAGCGGAGCGCCCCUUACUGUAAGAAGCUCUCCUUGGAGUUAGGGGGUAAAAACCCAGCUAUUAUCUUUGCUGAUGCAGACCUGGAGCGGUGCAUUGAGACGACUGUUCGCUCAAGCUUUUUAAAUCAGGGAGAAAUCUGCCUGUGCACCAGUAGAAUUUAUGUGGAGAGGAGCAUUUACUCUGAGUUUCUUGAAAAAUUUGUAGCUGCAGCAAGGAAGUGGAAGACUGGGGUCCCAUCUGACCCAAGCAACAACAAUGGAGCUCUCAUCAGCAAAGAGCACCUAGAGAAGGUUCGCAGCUUUGUAGCACUGGCCAAAUCGGAAGGAGCUGUAAUCCACUGCGGUGAGGGAGUCGACCACCUCGACCUUCCUGAGCCGAACAAGUCUGGCUACUUCAUGCGUCCUACAGUUAUCUCAGGCCUCCCUGACAGGUCCCGCGUCAUGCAGGAGGAGAUUUUUGGUCCAGUCACCUGCGUCUGUCCCUUUGACACAGAGGAGGAGGCUGUUGCCAGGGGAAACGGGGUCCGCUACGGCCUGUCAGCAACUGUGUGGUCCAAGGAUGUGGGAAGGGUUCACCGUAUGGCCCAGCGUCUACAAGCUGGACUGGUUUGGACCAACUGCUGGUUAGUGAGAGAUCUGAAUCUGCCAUUUGGAGGGAUGAAACACUCUGGUGUGGGCAGGGAGGGAGGGAAGGAUUCUUAUCAUUUCUUCACAGAGGUGAAAAGCAUCACUAUCAAACACUGA